Messenger RNA from Planococcus citri (citrus mealybug), 4128 nucleotides. RefSeq names its product 2-acylglycerol O-acyltransferase 2-like. Gene Ontology annotation, molecular function: diacylglycerol O-acyltransferase activity. Lineage: Eukaryota; Metazoa; Arthropoda; Insecta; Hemiptera; Pseudococcidae. Gene Ontology annotation, cellular component: endoplasmic reticulum membrane. The coding region runs from base 2648 to 3694 and encodes 348 amino acids. Gene Ontology annotation, biological process: triglyceride biosynthetic process. The transcript is spliced from 6 exons. The record is from RefSeq and is a predicted model, not a curated record.
CAGCAGUCGACUUCGUAGCGUAUUGAAAUUAAGUAGUUCGCAGUAUGAAUCGCUUUCUAUCUCCAUUUGAUUAAAUUUUGGGAAAUUUCAAGUUUCAAAAAUCUACUGGACGCUCCAGUAAUUUUCAAAAAGUCGCAGGAGGCUCCAAAACGAGUUGAAGUCUACCUGCAGUUGUCUUCGUAGCGUGUUGAAAUUAUGAUUUGAAGGUUUUCCAGGGUGUCUAUUAUUUUCAACAAGCCAUUUUCCCGGACUUUUCCAUUAUAUUUUGGCAAUUUUGUAUGCUGGUUAUAAAUAAAUUCGUUCGUUCUUCGGAUGUAAAAAAUAGCUAAACUUUGAUUAUUAACUUUUUUUUGAUUUAAAAAAUUUUUUAAACAUGCAAGCAGUGGUGUCCCGCUCCAAAUUUUCUGGCGAGGGAGGGGAGUGAAUUGGAUACAACAAUGGCGAAUGAAAAACCAAAAAUUGAGAAUAAUUUUGACUCGCAGAACUAAGAAUAAGUACAUAAUAUGUACAAUACUCAAGAGCAAUUAAAACAAUAUUCACAAUUAUGAUUUAUGAAAACUUUUUUUUUCUUUUUUGGAUUUUCGGAUGCCUCAAAUAUGAAAUUUGUAUAGACUAAAAUGAGAAAAAAAUUGGCUGCAGCGAAGCGAGGGUGCGAGCUAAUGAAAAUUUUCACUUUGAGAUGCCUAAAAACGAUGUUUUUUUUGUGAAGAAUUUAUUUUUUGGCUUUAAAACUCGCGAUCAGCUGGCUCCAGAGAUGGAAACAGAGAGACUUUGGAGUACUCGUAAGUUGUAAACAAAUUUACUGGACGAGUAUAGGCCUACCCGCUAUAAGUACCUUGGAGGUUAUGACCGGUACGAGCAGAUUUACAAUUAUUCAUACUACAUACGAGAUGUAGAUGUAUGGUAAAGAAGUGCGGCGGAGAUGGCGCUGGCGGUCGCGGUCGCGGUCGCGGUUAAAGGAUGACAAAUAUUUUACGAAUGACCGUCGAUCAACGAACGCGGAACGGAGACGCAAACCAGUGCUGCCAGACGUACGGAAAAGUCCGGAUUUGUACGGAAUUUUGAGAUGUACGGAUUGCAUGUACGGAAAAACGUACGGAUUUGCCAAAAAAUACGGAAAUGUACGGAUUUCUCGAUUUUUACCCUCUAAAACAUGCAAAAAUGGACGUUUUUUUGGUUUUUGGAACCAUAUUUUCAAAAAAUUUUCGCUCUCGCUUCGCUCGAGCAGUAAUUUUACCUUCCUUCUUUUGAAAUAAUCAGCAUUAAUCACACAUAACGAAAGGUUUUCAAACAAUUAUGUCUGAUUUCAAUUUUUCAUGUCUAAAAGGUCAGUUUCACACGAGUUCAAAAUCAAGAAACAUGAUAUUUUUGGGUUUUUUUAGUGUACGGAAAUGUACGGAUUUCCUUUUUCAUGAAAAAUACGGAUUUUUGAGGUUAUUGGGCUGGCAGCACUGACGCAAACGCAAACGCAACGCAAUGCAACGUAACGUAGGUGCUACGAUGAUGCUAGGUAGAGGUAGAGGUGCUAAUCGUCGAAUAGUAUUAGUAUUAUACGAGUACUCGUAUUGUAUGCAAUACGCAUACGCACGGCCGCGUUAAGUCGUCGUCAUCAUCGUCUUCGAUUUCGAUGAUUUGUUUGAUGUGUUUUCGAAUUUUGAGAUCGUAGAAUCCGUAUUACGCUGUUAUCCGUGUAUAGAGGCAAUCCAUGCGCAUAUCUGUAGUUCUUUGCUGCUGCAUGUCUAUAGGUCGUCGAGUAGGUUCCUAAUUACGAGUAGGUACGAGUAUCUCGUUGUUUUUGCGCGCGGUUUUUUGUUCUCCACCCCAGUCGUCGUGGUGGAGUUUUAAUCGACAAUUCGCCGACAACCUAAUUAGCAAAAUUACAGAAGCGAGUAAAAAAAAUCAAAAAACGCUCACACCGCACCCCUCUGCGUUGAGUCACGUCUCGUCGCGUCGCGUCGCGUCGCGUCGGCGUCGUAUUCUGGUAGUUGCGCCAGCGCCAUCGCCAGCCUCACUCCGCACCGGUUUCUCUCAAAAACGCUCCGUAGCGUAGUACGAGUACAUACUGUACAGUGUAGACGAAAAACCAACUGAGUUGCGUUACGUUACGUUGGGAUGCAUUUCAUCGCGUUAUUUACGCCCUACACUUGAUACGUAAUUAGUAAUAGAUAUUCGCAUCGUAUUUCGUACUCGUACAAUCGUACAUGCUCGCAUCACAUUUACCUACUCGUACGUACUCGUAUGUAUGAGUUCGAAUAGCUCGUAAGCGUGAGCAACGGAAAAAAUUUUAGUUGUAAAUCGCUUGUUCAGUCAAAGUUGCUGGUUGCGCGUGCUUUCGGUAAAAAAAAAUACUCGUAGUUAUACUCGUACUACCUACAAUUUGCAAUUCACAUCCAACAUCCAACAUCGAACAUCGCUCCACCUGAAGCCUGUGUAACGACGUCGUGCCCGAGACAAGAGUACAAAAACGAGAAGUAAAAACAAUGUUUACGUAAAAUUUCGGGUCGCGUCCGCGUCGCGUCGUCGAAUAUCGCUCGAUGUGGACCGACCAUUAUCACCGGCCGCCGUUACUUUACGCUUUGGACAAUACAUCUUGGCCAAAAAUUGCGAGCUGGUGUCGAUCUGCUCGCCCUCAUCUGCAUCAGCAACCAUGACAACGGAAUCGAAAAUGGAAUUGGAAAAGGAAGUGGAAUAUGGGCCUCCGCUGCGCGACGAAAGCAAGGCGACAUUUCGACAGGCGGUCGAGGAUUAUUACGAUUGGUUAGGUUGCUGGGUCAUAACGUUGAUGUUCAUCUUCGGUCCGCCGUUUUUGCUGCUGCUCUGCAUAACGCCGCCGCUAUGGAUAAUCGGACUUUUGUACUUCUUGUGGAUGUACUACGACCGCGAAACUCCGCACAUCGGAGGCAGAAGAUUGUUGACGUUGAGGAAAUUGCGAUUUUGGCGAUACCGAAGAGACUACUUCCCGAUCAGACUAGUCAAGACGGCCGAAUUGCCAGCCGACACCACGUACUUAUUUUCUUCGUUUCCGCACGGCAUUUUGGUUUUCGGCGCUUCUACCAACUUCAUCAGCGACGUGAAUCAUUUUGACAAAGCUUUUCCCGGCCUCAAUCCCUACAUCAUGACGCUCAACGCUAAUUUCAACUUUCCAUUUGCCAGAGAAUUGUUAUUAUUUUUCGGCGUUUGCGCAGCUUCGGCCAGAGGUAUUUUGCACGUACUGAACGGACCGCCGGGAAAUGUGUGCGUUCUCAUUGUCGGAGGCGUAGCCGAAGCGUUAAAGUCUGUCCCCGGCAAAUAUCACUUAAUUUUGAAGAACCGAAAAGGCUUCGUUAAGAUGGCUUUGAAGACCGGCUCGUCUUUAGUGCCGGUAUUCUCCUUCGGCGAAACAGACACUUACGACCAAGUAUCGGGGAAAUGGUACAGAUGGUUACAAGGCAAGCUGAGAGCCACUACUGGAAUACCGUUCAUCCUAGUCAAAGGUCGCGGAAUACUCAGUCACUCGUUCAGACUUUUACCACAUAAGCGGCCCAUCACUACUGUUGUGGGAAAACCGAUUAAAUUGCCCAAAGAAGAAAAUCCUAGUCCAGAGCUGGUGGAUAAAUACCACGAAAUAUUUACGCGAGAAUUGAUCGAGUUAUUCGAAAAGUAUAAAGUAAAAUACGACUCGCGAGGAAAGGACGCCACCUUGGUCAUCGAAUAGACACCUCGCAGUCAGUCAAGUCACCACUCACCAGUCACCACCAACAAGUUGGCCAUGCGAUGCGCCUUCCAUCGUCAUAAACGCAAAUUCUACGCGCAAUACGCGUACGCCAGAUUUUUCCUUCGGUCCUCCGUCCGUUUUUACACGUACUAUACCUACUUGUUGUUCUCGCUCCUCUUUCAUUUCUAUCGUUAUCGUUAUGAUCUUGUUGUUUUUCUUUUGUUCUUUGUUUUUGUUUUUUUUUUUUGGUCUUCUUUUCAGAAUUUAUUUAUUGUUCCCAGUACGAGUAUGUACGAGUAUAUUAUAAUGUUUGUACAAUCAUAGUACCACGCAAUGUAUAGGUCUGGUAUAUUCGUACGCAGCAUAGCGAAAUUGUUAUUUAAUUUUUAAUCCGCUACGUACCGUAUAUAAUAAUGUAUUUAUUCAUUUUUUUC